CACUUCCGGUUAAUCAAAUAAACGCCAUUUUCUGUGCAGGCCGCAUCAGAGGCUAAGUGCAUUGAAGAUUUAGAGAUGUGGGACCAGGGAGGUCAGCCCUGGCAACAAUGGCCUCUGAGUCAGCAGCAGUGGAUGCAGUCGUUUCAGCAUCAGCAAGAUCCAGGUCAGGUGGACUGGGCGGCUUUAGCUCAGGCAUGGAUCGCGCAGAAGGAGUCGAGUGGCACCACAAUGGAGCAGCAGCAGCAGCAGCAGCCGCCGCCGCCGCCGCAGCCUAACGGGCAGGACACGGCGGGACUCGAAGCUCAUAACAAUCACACAAACUUUCAGAAUGACUCCAGUUUUAAUAGGAUGUGGCAGCCAGAGUGGGGGAUGCACAGCCAACCUCCUCCUCCUCCCCCGCCUCCCGCAGAUCAGACCUGGAUUCCCCCAGCGCCGGCGCCAAUGGACAUCGUAAAUCCAUCCGAGGACAGUAACAGUCAGGACAGCGUCGAGUUCACCAGUGACCCGCAUCACGUCUUUAACCAGAACAGUCAUGGGUUCAACAGCGGGCCAGAACACUACCCUGUCGCUCCUAUGGCAGUCAACCAGUUUGAUUAUCAGCACGGAGCAUUUGGUCCUCCUGGCACUGGGUUUCCCCCACCAUUUUGGCCCGACGGCCCUCAAAACAGGCGAGACAGGAUGCCAGGAUUCAGACCAGAACGACCCAGAUCACCUGGGCAGAUGGGCAUCAAAACAGAAGCACCAGUUAUUGACGCUGUGAAAAGGCGCACUCUGCCUGCGUGGAUUCGAGAAGGCCUCGAAAAAAUGGACCGUGAGAAGCAGAAGAAACUGGAGAAGGAGAGGAUGGAGAAAGAGCGUGCUGAAAUGGCUCACAAAGAAAAAGACAACGAGGCCGAGGAGGAGGGAGACGGCGUCCGGUUACCACGCAAGAGCAAGUUUGACAGUGAUGAUGAGGAUGGUGAUGAAGGUGACGAUGCAGAGGAAAGCGUUACGUUGAAAGUCCCAUCUCCUGUACAUGAGGAGCAGAGCGAGCCGGAAAUGACUGAAGAGGAGCGAGAGUUUCAGCUGAUGCUGCUGACCAAAACGCUUCUGACCGAAGUUCUGCUGGAGGUGACCAACGAAGAAAUCGUCCGCGUCGCCUUGGAGACGCAUCGCAAAGCCGGCAAAGCUCCUGCAAAACAGCUGGCACAGUCCAGUGCACUGGCUUCUCUGUCCUCCCUCGGCGGCCUCGGGGCGUACGGAUCAGACGAGAGCGAGGAUGAACGUAGCUUGAAGGGCUCGGACUCGUCCGAUACGGACGAAGAGGAGCUGCGGCACCGGAUUCGCCAGAAACAGGACGCGUUUCGGCGCAAGGAGCAGGAAAGACAGGAGCUGGAGGAGCAUGUUGUUACUAACCCAGAACCCCCAGGUCUAGGAAGCAGGGAAAGGGAGCGAGAGAGUCAUGAGGAUGAGCCGUUAGAUUCUAAACACAAACAGGAAGUUAAGGAGAGGGAGGUAGUAGAGGCAGGCCAGAGGUCAGAAGUUAGUGAGGUCAAGCAUCCAGAGUCACGCCGCAGCCGUACGUCCUCCUCCAGCUCGUCUUCCUCUUCUUCCGUGUCCUCGUCUUCCUCCUCCACGUCAUCCUCCUCUUCGUCCCGUUCUUCCUCGCCGCGCAGAAAGAGACGGCGCAGUCGCUCGGCUUCGCGUGGGACUCGCAGGCGCAGCCGCAGUCGGAGUUCCCGCAGGAAUCAUUCAGAACGCGGUGACCGAGAGAGGAGGUGGAGCAGUCGCGACCGGAGCUCUGCUCGCUACAGAAAACGCAGUCGCAGCCGUGAUAGACGGCGCAGUCGCAGCCGCAGCCACAGUCGAAGGAAGAGAACAAGAAGCAGAGACAGAGAGAGGAGGAAAGAGAGGAGUCCAAGCCGUGAUAAGGAGAAGAAGAAGAGGGACAAAGAGCUAGAGAAAAAGAAAGACAAGCAAAAGGCGAGGGAGAAGGAAAGGGAAAAGGAAAAGGAGAGGGAAAGAGAGCGAGAAAGGGAACGAGAAAGAGAGAGGGACGCUAGCUCAGCCAGAGAGGACGAGAGUAGAUCCAAGAAGAAGCGGCGAGAGAGCGACACUAUUUCCCGACAGGACAGCAGGUCUAGUAGAAAGAGUUCGGCCAAACCGAACAGGAAGUAUUCAGACUCUGACUCCAGCAGGUCCCCAUCCCCUGAGGUUAGCAAAGGCAAAAAGUCUAAAAAAAACAAACGUAGUCGAUCAAGGUCAACGGAAAAAUCGCACAAGUCUGGUAAGAAGGCAAGCCGCAAACACAAGUCUAAGUCGCGAUCAAGGUCGAACUCCCCGAGCCGUCGCAGGCGCUGAGGAUUCCUGCGUCUCUCACUUAUUUUAAAAUUCCAUGAGUUUAAAAGGGCGCGUCUCGUUAUGGAGGCCGCGUUUGUAGGUGAACUCUGCACUCAAACCCACACUGUAAAUACGUGUUUGUUUUUAAGCGACGUCUGUGAUACGCAAAGUUUCCAACGAUAAGGUUCUUUUUUGCCUUGUGUCAUGAAAAGACUCAGCAUUGGUAGUUCAUACAGGAUCUCGAAAGCUGUAACAUUUUAAAGCCCUCAAGACGAGGGACAGAAUUCAUCUAAUGUAAAGUGUCCAAUAAAAUAAGAAUGCUUUUUUUCUGUUCA
Messenger RNA from Hemibagrus wyckioides, 2654 nucleotides. It is a transcript of the gene pnisr, whose product is annotated as PNN-interacting serine/arginine-rich protein. The record is from RefSeq and is a predicted model, not a curated record. Gene Ontology annotation, cellular component: nuclear speck; presynaptic active zone. The transcript has 12 exons. NCBI's taxonomy places the organism in Eukaryota, Metazoa, Chordata, Actinopteri, Siluriformes, Bagridae. Bases 76 to 2340 code for a protein of 754 amino acids. Gene Ontology annotation, molecular function: RNA binding.